AGGGUGGCAUAAAGGCAUGCGAUAAAGAGGAACAGGGUGUAAGAGCUGUUUGCGCUGCCCCACGGAAGGUAGUCGAAGGAAAGGAUCGGCGAAGGAUGUGGUUUCGGGCCGUGAGCUGAAUUGGAUAGAGGCUGAGAACACGCCCCUUAUUGAUUUGAUACGAAGCUGUCUUCAGAUUCGAUUCGAACGCGGACAUCCGCCGGGGAACAUUCCAGCGCGCGUGCCAGUGCCUCAGUGCGCAAGUCCGCCAGCUGGUGGGGAGGGGAAAACCGACGCAAACCCGACGCAAACCCCCCCCGUCUCGCGCCUGUGCACCGCCCGGGAGACUCUCGAACCACCUCCCGCUGAUUGGCCGGCCCAUCGAAAGAUUGCUGAAGGCGACAAGCCGGUUGGUUGAGGUCGGUUGGGACGAUGCUGCGGGCGGCGCUGGCGCAUGCGCGGCAAAGUGGGAGCCUGUGGUCCAGGCGAUCAGCGGUGGUACCAGCUUGUGAGAGCGGCCAUCUGUUAUCGCACUUGUUUUCCGGGUGUAUUGGAAGUAGGAAUAUAGCAACAAUGCCAGAAAUCAACAUGGACAAUCUGGAUGAAAAGCAGGUCCAGCUAUUGGCUGAAAUGUGCAUCCUGAUUGAUGAAAAUGAUAAAAGAAUUGGGGCAGACACUAAGAAAAAUUGCCACCUUAACCAGAACAUCAAUAAAGGCUUACUGCACAGAGCUUUCAGUGUCUUCAUCUUCAAUAAUGAGGGGAAACUUCUGCUGCAACAGAGAUCUGAUGCAAAGAUCACGUUCCCAGGUUGUUUUACAAACACUUGCUGUAGUCACCCUCUCAACACUGCAACAGAAACAGAGGAGAAAGAUGCUAUUGGUGUCAGACAAGCUGCCCAGCGCAGGUUAAAAGAGGAGUUUGGAAUACCUGUUCAACAGGUUCCUCUGGAAGAGAUGAACUACGUGACUCGCAUUCACUACAAGGCUCAGUCUGAUGGGAUCUGGGGAGAACAUGAAAUUGAUUACAUAAUUUUCAUACAGAAGGAUGUAACUUUGAAACCUGACCCCAAUGAGAUACAAAGUCACUGCUAUGUGACUAAAGACGAACUCAAGAACCUGUUGGAAAAGGCAGAGAACAACGAAGUGAAAAUCACACCAUGGUUCAAACUUAUUGCUGAGAAGUUUCUAUUCACGUGGUGGGACAGUCUACAUAACCUGAAGCAGUUCAUAAAUCAUGAGAAAAUUCACCGAAUGUAGAAUGCUUUUGAUUGAGUGGAGCAACUGUCUUUAAAAGAACUAACCUUGCAUAAGUUAAAACUUUUACUAUAAUCUAUUUGCAAAGUAAUGUCAAGAAAAUGGAUGUUCGAAUUAAAAAUUUCCAGUAAGCAGCCCAACUGAAGAUGGGGAAAUGCUUCUCAAAAUGGGCUUGUUUUAUUAUUUGUACAAUGUUACAUGUGAAAUAGUGAUUACUGAUUUUAUUUUUCUCUCAAACUUCUGUUUAAAAACCAUCUGAAUGUAAAUAACAUUAAACUAGUGCCAUUUAGGCAAACAUUA
Molecule: messenger RNA, 1533 nt
Organism: Carcharodon carcharias (great white shark)
Lineage: Eukaryota; Metazoa; Chordata; Chondrichthyes; Lamniformes; Lamnidae
Gene: idi1
Product: isopentenyl-diphosphate delta isomerase 1
Exons: 5
Coding region: 412-1236 (274 amino acids)
Biological process (GO): isopentenyl diphosphate biosynthetic process; isoprenoid biosynthetic process
Cellular component (GO): cytoplasm
Molecular function (GO): isopentenyl-diphosphate delta-isomerase activity
Source: RefSeq, a predicted model, not a curated record